This is a messenger RNA of Rotaria sordida, 336 nucleotides long. Lineage: Eukaryota; Metazoa; Rotifera; Eurotatoria; Philodinida; Philodinidae. The record is from the annotation of a GenBank genome assembly.
AUGACAAGUACAUUAUCAUAUUCAUCUACUCAUCAUUCGAAAUCAAUAGAUACAUUAAAAACUUUAACAGGUACUAGUCAUGAUGAUGUAUUUAUUCCAGCAUCAUCAAAUAGUAGUACAACAGCAACUACAAAUCGAAUACAAUCAUAUCUUCAACAAAUUAUACAAGCUUUACCGAAUGAACGACAUGAAUAUCGACAACGUCUUGCAUUAGCUAUUAAAGAUGCAAAAGAACAACAUGUUACUGAUUUUCUUAAAAUUAUAAAAUAUCUCAAUGGAACUUAUCAUCUUGAAGAAAUAGCUUCACUUGAAAAUAUGACACGUUUACAAAUAUAA